Molecule: messenger RNA, 3547 nt
Organism: Candidula unifasciata
Lineage: Eukaryota; Metazoa; Mollusca; Gastropoda; Stylommatophora; Geomitridae
Source: the annotation of a GenBank genome assembly
AUGAAAAUGUUGACAAGUGUGUGUGUCUUUCUUUGCUUGGUGGCGUCUGCCACUGCACUUUCCCAGCCACCGGCUAUGUUCCUAGAGCCAGAUAACAAUGUGUAUUACAAAGCUGGAGAGACUGUACAAAUGCCAUGUGUGGCAACUGGAGAACCUCGUCCAGAGUAUCGUUGGAAAAGAAACGAGAUCGAAUUCAACCCCAGUGGUAAUGAUGCUAGGGUUGUCCAGCUUCCAAAUGCUGGCACUCUUGUCAUUAACAGCCCAGAAGACAAAGAUGAGGGCAUUUUCCAGUGUUUUGCAAUAAAUUCCUUUGGUAUUUCUGCAACAAAGAAGAUUAAUCUCAGGCAGGCAAAGCUGCAAGAAUUUGCUUAUUCACCUCCCAAAAAUUUUACUCCCAGAAUUGGAGAACCCUUCACCCUGCCGUGUGUUCCACCAGAAAGCGUCCCACCACCCAGUGUCAUGUGGAUCAACAAACUGGAAAUGGGCGGCAUCGAUGUCUACAACUAUGAUGACCGUGUUUCCAUGGACAGAGAGUUUCGACUCAGGUUUGCAAAUGUCAGAGCAGAAGAUAGAAAAGGUGGCCUGCCUUAUGCCUGUAUGGCUGUGAACCCAGAUAUGAGGAGAAGUACUCAAGGACCUCUGUUCUAUAUAUCUCCCAUUGGAUCAACUGAUACAUUUACAAGAGUCAGUUACUUGUGGGCUGAUCAGGAUGAUAGAUUUGGUCUACGUGGGGAAACUUUCUCAGUGAAAUGCAUUUUUGCUGGCAACCCCACACCUGAUGUCCAUUGGGAGAGAGGUGAAAACAAGACACUUCCUGACCGUGCCAAUUUGAAAAGCUUUGCACAAGAAUUGGAAAUCACCAAUUUGCAGUUUGAAGAUGCAGGAGUCUAUCAGUGCUGGGCGACCAACUCUGUCAGCGGUGGCUACCGCGCAGUCAGACUCUUCAAUGUUAGAGUCAACUCAAAACCAUAUUUUGUUCAAGCACCACAAGAUAUUGAGAUUGGGGUUGGAGCCAAUGUUGAGUUCACUUGUAUAGCUCAUGGUGUACCAGAACCGGACAUUGAGUGGUUUAUUGACGGUGUCCCUCUGAAAGAUGUGACUGACCCAAGAAUUACAGGACCAAGAUUUAAACGUCCUGUGGAAAAUAAGAUUUUUCUGGAGAAUGUUCAGCUGAGUGACCACAUGGUCGUCCAGUGCAAUGCCUCAAACAUUCAUGGAUAUGUCUUUGCUGAUGUUUAUCUGAAUGUACUUGCUGAAGCUCCAACCAUUCUCACUCCACCAAAAGCCAGAGAAGUUUCAGCCGAAGGCAUGGCAGUUAAUUUGACUUGUCGUACGACAGGCAAACCAGACCCAACCAUAACCUGGUAUAAGGAUGAGCUGCAGAUAACUGGUGGGCGUUACAUUAUCAGCAAGACAGGAGAUUUGCACAUCAGGUCUGUGGUGUUAGCAGAUGCAGGGAAAUAUAAGUGUGAAGCCAGAAAUAUGUUUAACGUCACGUCUGCGGAAGGAUCUCUGGUUGUACGGCGUAAAACCAGAAUUGAACAGAUGCCGUUAGAUCUUGAGGUUAAUGCGGGGACAGAUGCCAAAUUCACCUGUUCUGGAACAACUGAUCCAGAAGAGGUGCAUAAUUUCAAGAUUCUGUGGCAAAAAGAUGGAAAAGAGAUCACAACAAGGGACCAAAGAAUGACUGAGAAUAAGCAGGAUAAUUCUUUGACCAUUGGUGGCACCAUUCAGAGAGAUUCUGGUACUUACACGUGCAUCGCCACAAAUGGACUGGACAGCCAUUCAGCAUCUGCAGUAUUGACAGUCAGAGAUAAGCCAGAUGCACCGUCAGAUGUCAACUGGGAGUGGUGUAAUGUGAACGCAACAAUUAACUGGAUGCCUGGCAGUUACAACAAUGCACCUGUCCAGUAUUUUAUUCUUCAGUAUAAUACUUCUUUUAACCCUGAUAAGUGGACAUUUGGCCUUCAGGUUAAUUCAACUUUAAACAGAGUAAACUUCACUCUCUCACCAUACGUCAGCUACACAUUCAGAGUUCUUGCUUACAACAAGAUUGGCUUGAGUAACCCUAGCUUCCCAACACCAAAAGUUUGCACUUCUAAGCCAGGCAGACCUGCAUACCACCCUCGUAACCUUCGAACUCUUGGACACCAGUUUGGAAAACUUUACAUUGAAUGGACUCCAAUUUCUGAAUAUGAUCAAAAUGGGCCUGGAUUUUACUACAUUCUGCGGAUAUUGCGAUUGGGAGCGCAAGCAGAAACUGAUACCAUUGAAAUACCAAUCAAUGACUGGCGGACCAGUCAUUAUGAGAUGUCCACAGGUUAUGUUUAUGAGCCAUAUAAAAUCACACUGAGAGCAGGAAACAGUGUGGGAGAGGCAUCAGCAGAUCCCUCCACCAUUAUAGGCCAUUCCUAUGAGAGCACUCCGACCAUAACACCCACAAAUUUGAUAGCAGCAGAAGUGGCCGACUCAUACGUCUUAUUUCAGUGGGACUUUGACAAGAGUGAGAUCAAUAAAGUCAACACCAGAAUUCAAGGGGAGUUCCGAGGUUUUAAGAUUCAGUUUUGGGAGCAGAACAGAAGAGCUCAAACAGUCCGGGAAUUCGAUAUUGGUCCAUCAUCUCAAAAUAACGCUACUGGAAAUACAUUUAAUGCCCGUGUCGAGGAUAUGUUACCUUUUACAAAUAUGGAGGCUCAAAUACAUGUCAAGAACAACUACUACAUCAGCAGUCCAUCAGAACUGGUCCGCUUCAAAACAGUAGCCGGGUUGCCAGGACCUGUUGAGUAUUUCCGUGUCAUCAAUAUUGGGGACACCCAUGUGAACUUGGAAUGGGGGAGUCCAGCUGAGAAUAGAGGAGAUUUGCUUGGCUAUGACAUUAGCUACCAAUUAGUGAAUGGCCUUGAUCUUGGUGAAAUGCAGGAGAGGGAGCCCCAGAUUGAUGACCCAUACACAACCAAUGCCUACCUCAGUGGCUUAAGGGCUAGUUCCAAAUAUCGGGUGCAUAUCUAUGCCCGCACAGUAGCUGGCCGUGGGGAAGGAUUCUUUAUUGAAAUUACCACGACUGCCCCAGGAAGUCCCAGCAUGCCACGGUUCACCAUUGCAAAUAUCGGCAGGACUUUUAUUAAUGUCACUUGGUGGAUAAAUGCAUACGCCUCCUCUGGCACCAUUGUGUUUGUGGAAUACAGAAAACUGGAUGGUGCUGAAUGGAUAAGAACCUCAGAUGAGGUGGUCAACACAUGGAAAAAUGUCAGCAACCUUGAACCUGGAACCAAAUAUGAGAUCAGAAUUAAAACAACCAAUGGGCCAAUAGUUGCAGCUUCUGCCAUUGAAGAAGUCAUCACAGAUGGCACAGCUGUUGCUUCAGCAUUGAUUGGCAACUAUGGCUGGUUCAUUGGAAUGAUCCUGGCCAUCCUUCUGGUGAUCGCCCUUGUCAUCCUCUUCUUCAUCUGCCACAAGAGAGGAUUUCGGUUUGCCCAGAAAGAGGGCGCAUCCUACUAUGGGGGUGGUGGUGGUGACCAUGACGACGCAUACACCGGUAGAUAUGAUA